Messenger RNA from Lodderomyces orthopsilosis Co 90-125, 1356 nucleotides. RefSeq names its product U4/U6-U5 snRNP complex subunit. Gene Ontology annotation, biological process: mRNA splicing, via spliceosome. The record is from RefSeq and is a predicted model, not a curated record. The transcript has a single exon. Gene Ontology annotation, cellular component: U4/U6 x U5 tri-snRNP complex. NCBI's taxonomy places the organism in Eukaryota, Fungi, Ascomycota, Pichiomycetes, Serinales, Debaryomycetaceae. Bases 1 to 1356 code for a protein of 451 amino acids. Gene Ontology annotation, molecular function: U4 snRNA binding; U6 snRNA binding; protein binding.
AUGCAAUACAACGAAAUACCAGUCAUCAACGACAAGCCAAUUCCUGAAGAGGAUGAGCUUGUACGUAAGCAGCUAAAGGAGUUGGGGCAACCUGUAUUCAUCAAUGGGGAAGAUGAUCAUGAUCGACGAGAAAGAUUAGCCAAUUUAGUUAAUGGAGGUGCCUUGCAAUCAGACGAUGCACAAAGCGAAGAUGAAGAGAAAGAAGAGGAAGAGGAGGAAGAGGUAUUCUAUACACCGGGAUCAGCAGAACUAUAUGAUGUGAGAUGUCAGAUUCUCGAUCAAUCUUUGGUCAAAGCAUCACAACGGAUCCAACAACAAAGACAAGUGCUACAAAAUAACCCUGAGUUUACUACAUUUUUAAAGAAAAGGCGAACGAUAAAUUCAAAGUUAGCUGACAUUGAACUAUACGGAUCCCAGGUUAUCCACGGAAAUACAAGAGCCAUAUCCAGCGUGAGGUACUCUUCAAGUGGAGACUUAAUUGCAUGUGGAACAUGGAAUGGAUCAGUACAUGUCUUAAACUCAAACGACUUGAAUCCCGCUGUAAAGUUGCUAAAUGGACAACACACAGAAAAAGUUGGCAGUGCAGAUUGGCAGGUAAAUGAUACUACUUUAAUCACAGGAGGGAGCGAGGGCAGCAUCAAUGUGUGGAAUAUUACAGAUUCGGACGAGAUAAUUAAACCUGAACUUUCAAUCAAAGAGGCACAUUUGAAUAGAAUAACCAACACUUUAUUUCAUCCGAUUAAUAACUUUGCAAUCUCAACUUCAUUUGAUCAAACAUGGAAGUUGUGGGAUAUAAAGAAAGAGGCUGAGUUAUAUCAACAAGAGGGUCACUCGAAGGAAGUAUACAGUGGUGCAGUCCAUCCAGAUGGGUCCCUUUUUCUUUCAGGCGGAUUGGAUGGUAUUAUUUACGUUUGGGAUUUGAGAUCGGGAAGGGCACUCAUGCCGCUUCAAAAGCAUAUACAGGGAGUUUACAGUCUCGAUUGGUCUCCAAAUGGAUAUCAUUUUGCUAGUGGAUCUGGGGAUUGUUCGGUGAAAAUUUGGGAUAUGCGGAAAUUAGACCAUUCUGGUGAUGAGAUAUUUUCAAUACCGGCGCAUACAAAACUAGUUAGCGAUGUGAGGUUUCAUUGUGGUAAGGUCGGGGUAAAUGAGGAUGGAAAUGGCGUCAUUGGCUCGUUUUUGGUUAGUAGCUCUUACGACGGGAGCGUAAAGGUCUGGUCGGCAGAUAAUUGGAUUUUAGUUAAUACAUUGAAAGGGCAUAAUGAGAAGGUGAUGAGCUGUGAUGUUACUAGUGAUGAAAAUAGUGGAGUCAGAGUUGUAAGUAGUGGCUGGGACCGCACAGUGAAGCUAUGGCAAUAG